AUGGAAGACUUCUCCUCCUUUCCAAUGGAGAAAUCAAGCAGAAUUAUCAGAAGAUCGAUCUUUACUUUUCUUCAAAACUAUCAGUUUUUCACAUCAACAGUAGCAAUCGUGGCUUUUCCUUUUGCUGCUUCGACUCUUGUGUGUCAAGCUUCCCUGCCGUCGUCUUCCAUUUUCGCAUUAGUCCAUGGCCGUCUACGUACCCUUUUCCUUGCAGCAGGGGCACUUCCUAUUUCUUUCAGCACUCGGGAUAGUUAUCUACUCGGUAAUUCUUGCCAAUGCUUACGUCUUAUGCAACUUGGCAAUCGUGUUGUCAGGAGUGGAGAAGCACGGGGGAUUUACAACGAUUCUCAAGGCCUUUCUUCUGAUCCGGGGUCAAACUGCAACAGCGUUGUCAUUGGCCCUGCCUUUCAAUAUAGCCAUGGCUUCCGUCGAAGCUUUGUUUCAAUACCGCGUUAUACCGUCGUUGGUUGCGUGUUUUUCAAGAGUUGCAGAACAGAAUUACAGAUUGAUCAUGAGAAUUUGUUUUCAGAAAUCAAAGAGAAUUCUCCAAUGCCAUUCAUUUUACACUCAAAAUCUGUUAAUAAAGUUGGUAAAGGAGAUUGUGUAGUGUUGAUUCCAGAAAGUUGA
Fraxinus pennsylvanica is the source of this 627-nucleotide messenger RNA. NCBI's taxonomy places the organism in Eukaryota, Viridiplantae, Streptophyta, Magnoliopsida, Lamiales, Oleaceae. The record is from the annotation of a GenBank genome assembly.